This is a messenger RNA of Prorocentrum cordatum, 6564 nucleotides long. The record is from the annotation of a GenBank genome assembly. Lineage: Eukaryota; Dinophyceae; Prorocentrales; Prorocentraceae.
AUGGUUUUCACGGUCGAGGCCAAGCUCAGAGAGUUCGUGGAAGGAGGCAAGCCCGACGAAAUACAGGAGUGGGCGCACAGCUGCAGGGGCGCAAAGACGCCAGAGGAGGACGACCUAGACCAAAGCGUAGGGUGCCAUCCAUUGAAGCUCGACGCGGACGCAAACAACGCGCGGCUGCAGGUCGAAAAGCUGCAGGCGCAGGAGCUCAGUCAAGCGACCUCCGACCGCCCACAGUCGGGCAAGGCACGGAGGUUGCCAGGCCUCGUGCUCCCUGAAGGAGAAGAAAUCCAGGCCUCGGCGCGCCGCGGCCGCGGGCGCCACGGCGAGCUGGCAGGAGGCUCGAGGCUGGAAGAGGGCGGCAUCGACCGCAGCGAGCUCGGCAGCGACCGAGCAACCGGCAGGGGCCGGGAAGAGAGCGACGCAGCGAUUGAGACCAGGCGCAAGGCCCUCCAGUUCAAGCACGACUUGAGGGAGGCAGGCAACAGGCUUCGCGACCUCGCGCACAUCGAGGACCAUCCUUCGGAGAACUCCUCAGACGUUGUCGAGAGAACGCAGAAGGAAGUCCUAGGCCGGAUCACGGACCUCGAGCGUACGAGGCAGGAGAUAGCUGAGAGCAGGGAGGAGCUCGCCGAGAGACACGCUCAGUUCGAACUGCUGAGGCAGGAGUUCGCGGCUCGAAUGAGUCAGACCGCCGACGAGAUGAGGAGGCUGGAGAACGAGAAUCAGCGGCUUCAGCAACAAGUAGCAGGAGGCCUCGCGGCAAUUCCGCAGGCGAUAGAACGUAUGGGCGAGCAGAUCAGAGGCGCGUCGAGCGCGGGAGGAGCCGCUCAAGGUCUCGUCGACACGAAGGGGAUUGGCAAGCCCACGACGAUGGGCGACGAUCAAGAGAAGUUCGGGGCUUGGAAUCGCAAGAUGGAGAACUACGUGAUAGGCGUGUACGGAGAGAGCUUCCGUCCCGUUCUUCGGUGGGCUGCAGAAGCCGAACGCCCCGUGACGAUCGAGGGGGCACAGGCGGCGCACGACGGAGUACCAGAGCUGGAGACCAAGGUCAACCAGCUGUACGCGGCGCUGAUCAGCACGACGGCGGACGGCAGCGAGAGCAACGACCUCGUGACGGGCGCCCCCGAUGGGAACGGUCUCGAAGCCUGGCGGAAGCUCCACCGCAGGUGGGAUCCGACGACAGGUCCGAGGAAGAGGCUGAUCCUGAGGUCGAUCAUCUCGCCUCCGAAGUGCAGCGCGGACGAGCUGGGAUCAGCCUUAGAGAAGUGGAUCCAGCAGAUAGGCAGGUACGAACGCCGCCAAGGAGAAGAUGGUCUAGCCGAGCUGCCGGAGGAUAUCAAGAUGGCGGCCCUCGAGAUGCUCGUGCCUCAGGACAUCGAGAACCACCUCGUCCUCAACAAGCAUCGGCUCGUCACGUUCCAGGACAGUCUGAACGAGGUGAUGACGAUCGUGGAGGCUCGGACCGGCCAAAUCGACGAACGGAUCAUACUCAGGCUCCCGCACGUCCCCGACGGGUUCGGGCCGUGGUUCAGGGCACACGGCACCUCGAAGCACCAGCGGGCGCUUCGACGGCUACUGUCGGAACUGCGAGAGAUGGGGCCACAAGGCAUCCGACUGCUGGAAGAGAGAGCAGGGAUCGACGCUGGUGGUAAAGUCGGUAGCCGCGGUGGCAAGGCCGGCGGCAAGGCGGCAGGCAGCCUGGAGGAGGAGCCUGAAGCGGAGGUCGCCGCUCUGGACAUGGGCAGCCUGGACUGCCUGGAGCUCGCCAGCGGCAGCGGCCGCGGCGUAGCGGCGGUCGAUCUCUCCCCCUUCGCGCAGGACGACUGGAUGAAGUUCAACUGGGACAGCGGUGCAGCUAUCUCAGCAUUCCCUCGGAGCUUCGCGCCGCCGACGGGAAUGAAGGGCAACGGCAGCACGUAUCGCACGGCCAGUGGUGAGCUCGUCCCGGACGAGGGCAGCUUGCAGCUCAAGGCGGAGGACGAGUACGGAGUGCUACGAGCGCUCAAGGGACGCGUGACGAACGUGCACAAGCCGUUGAUCUCGGUGGGGCAGGCAGCAGGAGCUGGACAGUGUUCAUUCCUGGGCCGCAAUGGCGGCUGGAUAUUCCACGAGAAGAGCCCAAUCGGCAAGCGCGUGGUAGGCAUGCUCGAGAAGGAGGCGAAGGCGGCGAAGCACCAGAUGCUGCCGGUCUAUCGCGAGCAGGGUGUCUACAACUUCUACCUCAAGAAGGGCCAACAUGGCUCGGUUGCUCCUCUCGAGGAGGGACUUUCGGCAAAGUCAAAGUCCGAGCUGGUGGAGCUCCUCAGCGGCAAGUCGAAGGAGGAGCUGCUGGAGAUCCUCGAGAAGACAGACGACGAGACAGCGGUGCCGGUGGUCUCGUCCGACUACGCCUUCAUGGGCCAGGACGACGCGGACACCAUGCCGAUGCUGGUCCUUAGGGAUCGGCGCUCGAAGAUGAUGGCAGCGACAUUCGUGGAGAAGAAGGGCGACGACGCCUACGCCAUCAAGUUCUUCGCACGCUUCUUGCGGAUCCUGGGCUACAGGAAGAUCGUCAACAAGUCCGACGGCGAGCCAGCGAUCCUGCUGGUCAAGAGGCGUGCGGUGGAGGAGGUUCCUGGCCUCGAGGCCAUUCCCCAGGAAUCGGCGCCGGCCGAUCAUCAGGCCAAUGGGGAGAUCGAGGUCACGGUGCGCGAGAUCAAGAAGCAGGUGCGGGCGCUCAAGAUGGACCUGGAGUCCAAGCUGGGCGUCAAGGUGGAGGACAAGCACCCGGUGCUAGCGCACCUGCCGGAGCACGCCGCAUCGGUAAUCAACCGAUACCGGCGCGGCCAGGAUGGCAAGACCGCUCUUCAGCGGCUCACGGGGCGGCAGUGGAGGAAGCCGGUCCCGCUCUUCGGCGAGCGCUUGAUGGCGCGGUUCGCCGGGGAGCGCGCGAGGAAGAACGCGCUGGAGGAGCAGAUGGUGGAGGCUCGCUACAUCGGCCACCACCCGCGCGACGGCUCGAUGAUGGUCAUCACGAGCGACGGCGCGAAGAAGGCGGUCGGCUUUCGCAGCCUGCCGCAGAGCGAGAAGUGGAUCACGGCGGGCUGGGAUGGCCUGAAGGGCCUGCCGUGGGACGUGGCUCCGCGUGCGGCAAGCGCGCCGCGGGCCAUCGUCGGACCUGGAGAGGUCGGUCCGCCACCAAUUGUGGUGGUGUCGCCGCAGCCGCAGGCGCCGAGGAGGAUGUACGUCCUCAAGGCGGACAUCGAGCGGCUGGGCGCAACGCCGGGAUGCCCAGGGUGCGUCUCGAUCGCCAAGCACGGCCGGGUGCUGGCUGGCCACGCGCACAACGCGGUGUGCAGCAAGAGGAUCUUCGAAGCGCUGGACGCGGAGGAGGCAGGCCGGGAGAGGACCGGCCAGUAUCGAGAGCGGAGGCAGGGCCAAGAGGCCAGAGUCCGACCGGCGGCAGCGGCCGCGGCAGGGACCCCUCCGCCGAAGACGGCUCGGAGGAUCACCGAGCCGGUGGCAGCGGCGGCAGCGGCAUCGGCCGCGCCGGCCGCGACCCGAUCGGCAGCAGCGCCAGCCGUGGCAGCCACAGCGGCGCGCAUGCGAGAGAGCCAGCCGGUAGCACCGGGCUUCGGCGUGGCGGCUCCUUCAGGAGGAGCGAGCUCCAGUUCGGGAGCGGCGCGAGCGGCAGAGGCCGCCGCGGAUGUCGACAUGACCGCGGCCAGGUCGCGGCUGAAGCGCUUGGCAGAGGUGGCCCCGGAUGACGUGCCGGAGGCCCUCGAGCGCGGUGAUCCACAGCCGGCAGACGUGCCGGUACCGGUGGACAUGGAGGAUCUCGCGGCGCAGCCGGCGCCAGCGGAAGGACCUCAGCUGCCAGCUGGAGUGGCAGUCGUGUGGAACGCCAGUGAGGGGAGGCACAUGCGGGUGCUCGCCCUCGAUGUGGCGUCGAUCGAGCUGGUUGAGCUCGGAGUGCUGACGAGAGCGAAGGCGGAGUUGCUCCCGCUCGUUCGCGAACAGGUCAGUGGCCAUUGGGCCAGCGCCGGCGUGGACAUCGCCGACGAAGAGGUGGACAGCAUCGCCCUAUCGGCGUUGCAGCUGGGCGCCGUGGACGUGGCCGAGGUGUACUCGCCACAUCGGUUCUCGGCUCGGGCAGCGGAAUUUCAGCUGCGCCCGGGCUUCGCGGCGGACCUGGAGGAACUCAAGGAGGACGGGACGCCGUGGGACUUGCGGCGCCCCGAGGAUGUCAAGGAGCUCGAGAGGCAGCAGGAGCGGAUGGAUCCCAUCCUGCUCACGGGGUCCCCUCCAUGCGAGAAGUUCAGCUUGCUGAGGGGCCUGAGCGCCAAGUUCAGGACCGAUGAGCAGGAGGCGGCUGAGAUGGAGGAGGCCAGACACCACCUGAAGGUGGCAGUCGACGCCUACUGGCGUCAGCUCAGGAAGCCAGGCAGGUACUUCCUGCAUGAGCAUCCCUGGAGCGCGCGAUCGUGGAAUGAGGACAUCGUCAAGGAGCUGGUCGCGCAUCCAGGAGUCUUCACGGUCAAAGGCCCCAUGUGUCGGUGGGGCAUGAAGCUCACGAACCCACGCAGUGGCCAGGAGGAGUUCGUGCGCAAGGAGACCGGAUGGGUCACCAACCAUCCAGGCUUAGCCCGGAGGCUGCAGGGCACUUGCAGCAAUGUGGACGGCCGCGCGGAAUGGCAUCGCCACAUCACGCUCGUGGGCGGCAUCGCGCGGUUCGCGAAGGUCUAUCCACCGAAGUUGGUGGAGGCGGUGCUGGAGGAGCUCAAGGACACGCUGAAUGACGUGGGAGAGCUCAGCACCGCCCAGGUGCAGCAGUCGGGCCCAGUCCCUGUGGACGCGGCAGUGCCGCCCGGGGACUGGACGAGUUACUGGGACGACGUCAAUGGCGGCUACCUGGAGGCGGGCCUUGUGGCCCAGGCUCGCGCGGUCGAGCGCGAGUGGGUCAAGAAGCAGGAGCUGAUCGAGAUCGUCCCGAGGUCUCAGGCUUUCGCCGAGACUGGGCGUCCGCCCAUCCCACUCAAGUGGGUCGACACGAACAAGGGUGACGCGGAGAGGCCCAACUACAGGAGCAGGCUCGUCGUGAAGGAGAUCAAGGCGAAGAAGCGCCCUGACGAGCAGCUGGAGGCGUCCGAGGUCUUCUCGGCCAUGCCUCCUCUGGAGGCCAUGCGGUCGCUGGUCUCGCUGAUGGUCACGUGGACGCGGGAAGCACCGCUCCACAUUCAGGAGUCGCUUCGCAAGAAGGGCAGGAAGCCGGGCAACUUCAAGAUCGGCUUCUUCGACAUCAGCAGGGCGCACUUCUACGGGAAGGCGCAGCGGAGAAUCUUCGUGGAGCUGGAGGAGGAGAGUCGCAAGGAGUACGGCGAGGACAAGUGCGGCCUACUCCUCAAGUCCUGGUACGGCACGCAGGACGCCAGCAAGAUCUGGCAGGGCGACUACACGGAGCUGCUGGAGGAAAACGGAUACAAGGCAGGCGUGUCGUGCCCAGCGGUCUUCUACAAGGAGGUGGACGAGACGAGGCUGCUGGGGCACGGCGACGAUUUCGCGGUGCUAGCUCAGCAGCAGGACAUCGACAGCUUCGAGGCCACGCUGGGCAAGAAGUACGAGUUCAAGAAGACUGCGAACCUGGGCUUCGACGAGGGCGAUGACAAGCAGGCGGUCUUCCUGAAUCGGGUCAUCGAGGUCAGUUCGGGAGUUCCGCCUGGCGGUGGCCGGCCCUGCCGGCAUGCGAUGAUCGAGCCGGACAAGCGGCACGCGGAGAUCGUGAUCGACGAGUUGGGUCUCAGCAAGGCCAACGGCGUGGACACGCCGACGGAGAAGCGCAGCGCCGACAAGCAGAUGAUGGAUGCGAAGUCGGCGGCGUUGGGAGCAGCGGAAGCUUCGCGCUUCCGAUCCCUCACCAUGAGGGUGGCCUACCUGUCUCAGGACAGGCUGGACUUGGCCGAGGCAUCGAAGACACUCGCCAGGUCCAUGCAGACGCCAACGGAGGCGAGCUGGCUCAUGCUCAAGAGGGUUGGCCGCUACCUCAAGCGGCAUCCUAGCACGGUGACGGUUUUCACGGAGCAGAAGACGUUCGACAAGAUCCGGGUGUACGUGGACUCCGAUCAUGCAGGCUGUGCAGUCACGCGGAAGAGCACAGGAGGCUUCGUGGCGAUGCUAGGGCAUCAUGUAGUCAAGCACGGCAGCAACCUGCAGUCGACGGUUUCAUUGAGCAGCGGGGAGAGCGAGUACUACGCCCUGGUAAAGGGCGGGAGCGUGGGCCUAGGCCUUCACAGCCUCUUCGCGGACUGGGGGCUGGACCUGAAGGUGGAGCUCGCCUCGGAUUCAUCGGCGGCCCGGGGCCACGUCCAACGGCGAGGUCUCGGGAAGAUGCGACAUGUUCAAUCACGGUACUUGUGGAUCCAGGAGCGUGUUGGCAAGGGCGACAUCUCGAUCGCUGCGGUUCCUGGCAAGAACAAUGUCGCGGACGUGCUGACCAAGAGCGUGGGUGGAUCCCUUUUGAGGAGACACAUGGCGACGCUGAACAUCUGGGAUCGGGCACCGAGUUCGACUCAGAAGGACUUCAAGUGA